GCUCGGUGCGGAGCGGCUGCGCUCGGUCCGGGGGCCAUGCGGGUGCCGCUGUCCCUCCUGGCUCUCGCGGCGCUGCUGGCGCCCCGCCGGAGCGCGGCUUCCCAGGGGGAGCGGCCGCCCGCAGUGCCUUCACCAACGGAGGUUGUAGUAACAUCUGAAAACUUCAAAACAGUUUUACAUUGGCAGUACCCACCUGUGUCUGAAACUCCUAAUUUUAUUGUGGAAAUCAAGCCUUACAAUUUAGGUUACUAUAAGAACGUCUCAACCUGUGUGAACACUUCAGCUCAUUCUUGUGAUCUCUCAGAGGAAGUAUGUGACCCUUAUUUGUCUCACUGGCUUCGAGUUAAAGCUGUUGUUGGGUCACAACAGUCUGAAUAUGUUGAGUCAAAUGAGUUUAUUUUGCAAAGACAUGGAAAAAUAGGACCGCCAAAACUGAACCUCUCAAGACAUGGUGAUAAAAUCAUGGUUGAUAUUUACCAUCCUGUAUUCCCUCUUUCUUGUAUUGAAGACAUUUAUUCAAAGCUUCAGUACUUGGUGACUGUUCGGUAUAAUGAAAAUGAGACUGAAGAGCUCUACGAGGACAACUGUACAAUGCAUAAGUGUAGCCUCAAAAUCCCAGUUCUUACUGAAAACUCCACUUACUGUGUUUCAGCAAAAGCAAUUUUUGAUAAUCUGAUGGUUGGCACUCCAUCAGAGGAAAGCUGCCCUCCUGUUCGUCUCGAGCAGACAUUGAGUACACAUGGUAUCAUCAUUCUCUGUGUUGUUAUUGGGAUCUUGACUGUAAUACCAACAAUAUAUUGUGGCUGCAAGAAACUAAAGAAAAACAACAUACAGCUGCCCAAGUCUUUGGUCAUUGUGAUGAGAAACCUGAACACAGGUGCCUUACUGGGACCAAGAUCAGACAGGAAGUAUAUAUCUGUAAUUAGCUUCCCAUCAGGCCACUCGGAGUUGCCAGUGAAUGGUGAAGUAACUUUGCUGGGGAUGCAGCCGGAAGAACAAACUGUUAGUCCUGUGAGUUCCUGUGAUGGAGAAUCUUCUGUCCCUUUUCCAGAGGCACCAGCCAAAGUAGAAGAGGUGCCUGUGCAGGAAAGCAGAGAGGAGGUCUCUUUUGAUGCUAACGAACCAAAGUGCGGAGUAAAAGAGAGUUACUUCCUUUCUAACAGUAGCCAAAUGGAUACUUGCAGUGAGUCUUCAGGGUCAGAGAUCUCUACCGCAGAAACACAGCAAAGAGUCAUCCCAAGCAGCUGCUUCAAGUUUUCUGGCUAUGACAAGCCUCAUGUUCCGUUAGAUGUGUUGAUGAUAGAUGUUGGUGAAGAACAGCCUGUGAAUGCUUAUAGGCCAACUGAGUAGCCAGGAUAACUGAAAUGCUUAACCACAACUCAGAAAGAACAGCAUUACUGAAGGUUGUGGAAAGUCUGGGUUAAACUGUGACCAUCUACAGGUUGUACUUGUUCUGAUCAGUACACGUUUGAAAAUAGUACCUGAAAAUGGCAUAAAAAGUGUGGGGUAAUUUCAUAAUAACCACUUUAUCAUAUGUAAAAGCAUUUUACAUAACUCAUUCUUUUUCUAUUUGAAAUAGUGCUGUGCUUUUUAACAAUACUCUAUAGAAAACAUACCAUCAACUAUAAAACAGCAGCUGUGCCAUUAUUCACUUCUGCUUCAAUUCUUGUUCAAAAUUAGUUCAACAAACAUAAUGCUUAAGAAAUCCUUCACUUGUUAUGUAUGAUACACAUGUGCAAGGAAUGUUUGAGCAUUUUUACUGUUAUUGGAGGUAUCCUUUUGCUGAUCUUUUUCUUUUGAAGAGUAUUUUUAUAUUAAAUAAAAUGUUCCUAUUUCUUUUUGAUAAGACUAUGCCUAUAAGCUCUUCCUGUAUAUCUUAAGAAUUUGGCUCCAUGUCAAAGAAGUAAGAAGUAAUAGCCAUAAACUAAGAACACAAGUAGUUCACCUCAGCAUGAGGAAGAAUUUCUUUGUAUUGAGGGUGUGUGGCAGAGCAUUGGAAGAGGCUGCCCAAGGAACUCGGGGAGUCUCCCUCUCUGAAGGCAUUCAGAACCCACCUGAACUCAUUCCUGUGUCAUCUGCUCUAGGUGACCCUGCCUGGCCAGGUGAUUUCCAGAGGUUCCUUCCAACCCUAACAAUUCUGUGAAAGUACCAUUUAUUUGUAGUCUUUACUGUUAACUUCAGUACAGCAGCAGCCAUUUGGGUCACCUAGUGGUGUGAGUAGCUAUGUCACAUUCUGGCAGAAUAUGUUAGCAAGCUGACUGAUCAUCACUGACAAAAAAAAAAGUCUAAUGUGUGGUUGCACAAAUUCUUUAGAAAAUGUCCUCAAAAUUCAAAAGCCUGGGACAUUUUCUUCUGGGACAUUUGAAUGCUAAUUUUUAGAACAAUAAGUUCUUUAAAUAGAAAUCAAUAGAACUUCUUUCAAGCAUGUUUUCUAGCAAGAUGAAAAUCACUACCAUUUCCCCCUCUUUUAAUAACAUAAUUAAUGAACUACAUAAAAUCGCCCUCUAAAAAUAAUGUCUCAAGAAAGUAGAAAAGUGCUGUGAUUAAGUAGUACUUUAUAAAUAGUUUUAUUGUCAUUUGACAGUCUUCUGAAUUCUGUAUCAUAGAGAUUGUAGUUUUGAAAACUGAGGAAUAAAGAUUUUAUAUUUUUAUAUUUAAUUUUUUUCAUAUUGAAAUCCAUGCAAUUCAUUUAUUUCUCUUUAAUCAAGAUUUGAUAGGUGUUUUCUAUUUGUAGGAAAUGUCUACAGCAAUUAUGAAUGUUUAGUUCGGGGAGAAAACACUUUACGGUUACAGUUUGGUCCAUUGACACAAAAUUGUGGGUUUGUUUUAAAAUGCAUUUUUUUAGGAUUAUCAGAAUUGUUAGCAUGUUAGAACAGAUGGUUUUGAAGGAAAACCAGUGUCACAGUGCUUCUAUCCUUAGAUUUCUCAGUGAUGUGAGUAUUCUUAAGGUGAAGUUUAAACAGCAGUUUCAGGAGAGCUUCCAUUCUUGUAUAUAUCAGAUAUUGACCACAGUGGUACAAAAGAUUUAAAGACAGUAGCUAUUUUUCCCAUCUCUGCUGACAGGAAGGUAACAGGUUGGUUGGUAGGGUUUUGAUAAUUUUAGAAAAAGCCAAAUCAAGCAGGUGAAUUUUGUAGUUAUGAUGUUAUGGAAAGCCCAAUUAGUAAUUCUUAGCUGGCUGUGAUUUAUUUCUGCAUUAUAUUCAGACACAGUGAGACACCCUAGCAACUUUUUCAAUGUCAUAUUCUGGGUUGAGUUCCUAGAAGGCAGUGCUUAGUGACUUACUGCUUAGGAUGCACUAAUGUGUAGGUUCUCCCUAUGGCAGAGGUGCAGAAGAUAACACUCCUGGGUGUUACGAGAAGGCUUUUUGAAAAUCAGCAUUAAUUGCACUUGAAACUUCAACUAAACUGACUUUCCAGGUAGUGAUGUGGUUCAUCACUGAAGCUCUUAGCACCCUGUCUACUAAGUAGAUGAGCAGCGGUGUCUUGUGCAGACAUUGGAGUUGAUGUAAUUUCUUUCUGAGUUUGGAGAUUUGUUGAUGAAUAUGAAUUGCAAUAAAUACCUCAGAAAUUUAUAAAAGUCAGAGAAGUAUUUAAGUUAAACUUGGCUCUGAAGGGAUAAAGAGGGCAUUAGAAACUGUGAAGUUAAUCUUGCUUUUUGGGAAGAAGCUUGUGACCAGACAAUUUACUGAGUAUUUUCUUUGCAACUGCUCAGAGUAUUUAACCUUGCACUUGGUAGUUUGUUUUCCUUUGGUCAGUUUUGUCGAAAAAAGAAAUAAAAUGUUGAUGUUGUCCAAGAAUGUCAGGAAUUAGCUCUGGCAGUUGGUGGAUUUGAUGUAUCUGCCUCAAAACCAAGAUUCUGUCAGAAGCUUAUAAUUUUUUUAAAAAAUUAGAUUUACACUUACAACAGUGCAUCAGGAAACCCUAGUGCUGUUAGAACUAAGGCUCAGCAUCUCAGAUUUCUGUGAGCUGAGUGUUUCAUUGUUCUGGAAGAUUUUCCUUUGCUGACACACUGGAAGAGGAAAGCAGAUAGACACAUUUUAAAACCAGGUGCUCAGGUUCUUUUCCCUUACUCCUGCAAUACAGCUACGUUGUAAAGAGAUUCUUCUGAAUCUUUCAAGUCACGUGGAGUAAAAAGACCCAGCCAGGAGCUAAGAUAUCAUUAAAACCAGUGAUGUUAAGAUCAAUAAGAAAUGACACAAGAAUAUAUCCUAACUUAUGGGAAAUAUUUGGCAUGGCAGAUAGUUAAAUGUAUUGGAAAGGUGGUGUUGUUUUAGAAGCUGAAAAUCAAGAAGAGCGCUAUGAGUGCUGUCUCCUAUAUCGCAUAUAAAUACAGCAGACCUGCUCUUGGAAUAAAACAAGGUUAAAUGUACUUUUUAAUCAAAAUUUCUGAACUGUAAAUACAAAAGCCACUGGACUAACACCAUCCCUACACUCUGUCUUCUGUGUGCUGCAUACUUACCUAGUGGCGCAGGGAUAGUUUAGAUGUUUAAAUUGCUCAGGCCAGCUUACAGCUUUUGUAAUUGUAAAAUAAAGAAGUUUAAGGGUGCACAAAGCACAGGAUUCUCUUACUAGCUGCAUCUAGCUGAAAAUGUGAGACCACAGUGAGACAAGGGUGUUUCUGGGUCAGUGAGCUCUGUUACCACCAGUCCUGUUUUUAGCAGUUGCCUGUAGUGGUAUUGAGAGCCUAAGAGUAAGGCAAAUCGUGGUGGUAAUAUCUAUUUGGAUACAGCAGCUUGCAGUGUGAGGAUUUCUUGGGAUGGGAAUGACUAGCUACAGCUAGUUAGUCUUGCUUUUGCAGUUCUGUAAUACCAAAUACCUGAGCAAUGUGGCUGUGAACCUGUCAUGUAGUAUGUAUCUAUACAUUUUCACCUAAUUAAGUUAGUUUAAUUGGUAGUUAUUCUUGUGGUGAAGUAGUUUUCCUUAAGCUUCUGGAUAUUCAUACAUAGCUCCUUGGUCCAGAUUAUGAAAGUGCCUAACAUUUAUACAUUGAAAAUAAUUUAAUAUUCAUGCCUUUUACAGGCCUAUCAGCUGUCCAGUAUGACACGCUUACAAGGUUUUGCCACUUCAAUCCUUUUCAGCUGAUUUUUAUUCUUGCUGCUUAGCACUCCUCCCUUCCUCUUGCUUGAAUAUGAUUUGGGUGAUGAUGUAAGACUCCAAAACAUUAUAUCCUGUGAAAGGGAAACUUCACAAAACUUUGGCCUCAUACCUGCCAACAUUUCUAAGAAUUUCUUUAGUUCUUGUUCUUGAGUGGACAUUGUAAUUUUUAUUGUUAGAGCUGCAAUUAACAAUGAAGUAUUGUGGCAGUACUGUGUGCUGGCACAGAAACAUCUAAUCUGCUUUUGUGUGGUUUUCCACAUAAGUCAAUGAUGUAGUUUAAAAAAAAUGACCACAUCUCCUGACAUCUGUGGAAGCAAGAAACAAGACAGUCCCAGUCGCCUGGAACAGACUCACAUAUUUUUAUAUAAUCCCCCCACUAAAAGAUUGAAGAAAAAGGAACUUGUGUGAGAAAACUUGUUUUUCUCAAUAUUAGGAAAAAACAGUUGCUCUGAAGUGGUUCCAUAUAAACCAGUUGAGUUCCAUAUAAACAGUUGAGUAUUAGUAAGAGAUGUUGUAGUAGGUUCAAAUUAAUAGUUUCAGCACAUCUUAAAAAAACGCCAAAACGAAAAACACACAACCAAAAUGACAAACCAAAUACAAAGCACCUUGUAUCUCAGGAAAAGGUGACCUGUGUAAAUUCCUUUAGCGUGAUUUUUCAUACAGUUCAGUCCUUUAACGAUGAAGUUCUUGGUUUUUGAUACUCUUUCUAUAUUCUCUAAAUGGAUGCAGUAAUUGGGCUGAAAUCUCUAAUGAAAUUUCUGUAAAUACUGUAAGUACAUUUAAAAUGUUUUUUAUAUGUAAAUAAAUAAAUAAAAAAUCUAAGAAGAUAAA
This is a messenger RNA of Hirundo rustica (Barn swallow), 5928 nucleotides long. It is a transcript of the gene IFNGR1, whose product is annotated as interferon gamma receptor 1. The record is from RefSeq and is a predicted model, not a curated record. The coding region runs from base 37 to 1350 and encodes 437 amino acids. Lineage: Eukaryota; Metazoa; Chordata; Aves; Passeriformes; Hirundinidae. The transcript has 7 exons. Gene Ontology annotation, cellular component: membrane. Gene Ontology annotation, molecular function: cytokine binding; cytokine receptor activity.